GUCACUUGCCACUUCACUUUCAAUCCUCUCUCAUAUCGAAACCUGUCGAAGACGCGUGCCUGAGGGACAAUCUUAACAUCAUGGGUUAAUAGUUCUGAAGCAUCGAAGCUUGAAGUCUCAUUAUCUGCUUAACGCCGAUGGCCAAGGGUUACUUUGGGUUUACAUACAAGCUGCUUAGGCCUCUGUGCGUCGUGGUCAGCAGUUGUCGGGAGAGCAGGUGCUAUGUUCUCACAAACACAUACUAGCGCCACGUUACCGUGUCUCCUGGCGGCCUGGAAAUAUUUCUUUCCAUGACCGUGGCAGCAUGAUGCUGUCAUGUUGAUGACCUUCCAGCCUUUCUCCGACGCAUUUUCUUAUGCCGGCUUGUCUGUCUGUACCGGCUGGCUGGCACGAUCACGCAGUCCGUAAUCUCGGAAGAGGUUCGUCUAAAAUCCAACAAGUCUCUCAGCGCACCAUCUCGGCGUUUAACCUUGUUCUAUAAUCCAACCAGAAGCCAUGCUAUUCCAAAUACCGACUUCUCACAGCGCCAGCACCUCCUACUAUUCUAGGUUAUCCUUGUCGCGAUAUUGGCCUUGAAGCCCAUUAAUUAUGUUACGAAUCACAUUGGUCACCGGCGGAUGUAUAAGGACGUGAACUAUCGAACUAAAAUCAAACAGUCUCAGGUGGACACACUGGAUGUCUCCUGCUAUUGUUGGGAAUCCUGGAGUGCCUUUCAUUCGAUAUCUUCCGAUUAACAACGGCGCAUGUUGCGGGUCAGGUACUGCUCGAGUGACAGCCUAUCUAACAUCCAAACUAGGCGGUCCGAUAACUGAUGGUACCGAUCUGGCUCAAUUCGAGGCUUUAACGCACGACGUCACAUCACAACAUACUAUACAAUUGACUGUAUUGUCGGCUUUCCGGCGUAUAUCUCGCGUUGGCGACCGUGGUCAAUACAGUUCGACGGCUACAAAAGCUGUGCGUGAGCUCAGUCGAUUGAGACGGCCAAUACAUUGUCUUGUACUCUUAAGAGUUAGAUAUUUGUCAGGUCGGGUGUUGAGACGUGGACGUUCAGGAACAUGGUUCGACCUCGGUAUGUCGGAAAAUGUGGCAGGGUCAACUGACCUUUGUAGAUACGAGUCUCUCACCGUCUUUCACCUGCGAAAUUGGUCGUACCUACCUCUCCAUCCAUGACAUAUCGGACGUAUUCA
Somion occarium is the source of this 1187-nucleotide messenger RNA. Lineage: Eukaryota; Fungi; Basidiomycota; Agaricomycetes; Polyporales; Cerrenaceae. The record is from the annotation of a GenBank genome assembly.